This is a messenger RNA of Euleptes europaea (tarantolino), 1230 nucleotides long. RefSeq names its product zinc finger protein 84-like. The record is from RefSeq and is a predicted model, not a curated record. Gene Ontology annotation, biological process: regulation of transcription by RNA polymerase II. Lineage: Eukaryota; Metazoa; Chordata; Lepidosauria; Squamata; Sphaerodactylidae. The annotation marks the transcript as partial. Gene Ontology annotation, molecular function: DNA-binding transcription factor activity; RNA polymerase II cis-regulatory region sequence-specific DNA binding. The transcript has a single exon.
CAACAGCAUCAAAGAACCCACACAGGGGAGAAACUUUUUGAAUGUUCGGAGUGUGGAAAGAGAUUCAGUCGCAAUGACAAUCUUCAGAAGCAUCAAAUAACCCACACAGGGGAGAAGCCUUUUGAAUGCUCAGAGUGUGGAAAAAGAUUCAGUCAAAGUGACAAUCUUAAGAAACAUCAAAGGACCCAUACUGGGGAGAAACCUUUUGAAUGCUUGGAGUGUGGAAAGAGAUUCAGUCGCAGUGGCAAUCUUCAAGAGCAUCAAAGAACUCACACAGGAGAGAAACCUUUUGAAUGUUCAGAGUGUGAAAAGAGAUUCACUCAGAGGAGCGCUCUUCAAGACCAUCAAAGAAUCCACAGUGGGGAGUCACCUUUUGAAUGCUUGGAGUGUGGAAAGAGAUUCAGUCGCAGUGGCAAUCUACAAAUACAUCAACGAACCCACACAGGGGAGAGACCUUUUGAAUGCUUACAGUGUGGAAAGAGAUUCAGUCGCAGUGGCGAUCUUCAAAGGCAUCAAAGAACCCACACAGGGGAGAAACCUUUUGAAUGCUCAGAGUGCAGAAAGAGAUUCAGUCGGAGUGGCACUCUUCAAAUACAUCAAAGAACCCACACAGGGGAGAGACCUUUUGAAUGUUUAGAGUGUGGAAAGAGAUUCAGUCGCAGUGGCACUCUUCAAGAGCAUGAAAGAACCCACACAGGGGAGAAACCUUUUGAAUGCUCAGAGUGUGGAAAGAGAUUCAGUAAGAUUGGCCAUCUUCAAGAGCAUCACAGAACCCACACAGGGGAGAAACCUUUUGAAUGCUCAGAGUGUGUUAAGAGAUUCCGACGCAGUUGCGAUCUUCAAAAACAUCAAAGAACCCACACAGGGGAGAAACCUUUUGAAUGCUCAGAGUGUGGAAAGAGAUUCAGUGAGAGUGGCCAUCUUCAAAGACAUCAAAGAACCCACACAGGGGAGAGACCUUUUGAAUGCUCAGAGUGUGGAAAGAGAUUCAUUCAAAGUAGCAGUCUUCAAGAGCAUCAAAGAACCCACAAAGGGGAGAGACCUUUUGAAUGCUCAGAGUGUGGAAAGAGAUUCAGUAAGAUUGGCCAUCUUCAAGAGCAUCAAAGAACCCACACAGGGGAGAAACCUUUUGAAUGCUCAGACUGUGGAAAGAGAUUCAAUCAUACUAGCAAUCUGGCAAAGCAUGUAAGAACUCACACAAAGAAAAAACCUUUUGAAUUCUUAGUGUAA